UACCUUGGAAAAAGUAAAAAGGACUUUUACCAAUGAUGGCAGUGUGACGUGUAGUUUUCAGAACGAGGUUUGCAGAAUGUGAUUUUCCGUAGGUUACUCUCUCAGAUGAAACACUACGGCGGUGCGAGCAAUUUGUCGUCGUCCUCCUCUGUGCUGUACUCCAGUCUGGGCUCGGAAAAAGCGACCGACAGCAACAAAGUCAACAGACAAUCGACGAUAAUAGAAACAGGAAUGUAUUUACGCGACUGGCGAAAAGCGCUCAGAUCUCCUCCGUCGUACAGGAUAGGCAAUCGUACGAUACGAUUGCAGGUCCAUUUCACCUGGGUACUGGCGACUCUCUGUGCGUUACUGCUGCUUGUAUUAUACAUAUCCUCCAGUCCGACGUACAGCGCCAACAAUGUUCCAGCGCCCAGUAGCUUCCUGCGCAACACGGCCAUCGUGUACAAUCACACCUAUCCGCUGACCAGUCCCAUUAUCAGCAGCGGUAUAUUUUCCUUCCGGAUAGCCAUAAUUGCGGAUUUAGAUACCAGCUCAGCGAUGUCAAAGACCCAAUGGGGUAGCUUCUAUUUAAAAGGCUACCUAAGCUUCAUUCCAUCCAAAAGGUCAAUUACGGUGUCCUGGGAUGAUGGCGAUCCGAAACAGUUACGGUCCGGUUUCGCUCUGAAAGGCCGAGGGAUGGAGCUCUCGGAGCUGGUCGUGUUCAACGGCAAAUUACUAACGUUUGACGACCGCACCGGGCUGGUGUACGAAAUCGACGGGGAUAAAGUUGUCCCCUGGGUUCUGCUCAUGGAUGGCGAUGGACGCACGAGCAAGGGUUUCAAAUCGGAGUGGGCCACCGUAAAGGAUCAAGUGCUGUAUGUCGGUUCGAUGGGCAAAGAAUGGACGACUUCGGCAGGCGAUUUCGAGACGAGCGAUCCAAUGUACGUGAAAGCAGUCACAGUCCACGGAGAGGUGUACCACUUAAAUUGGAUCAAUAACUACAAAGCCAUUCGUAAGGCAAUAGGAAUCGAAUGGCCUGGCUACAUGAUUCACGAGUCCGGCGCAUGGUCGGACGUGCACAGGCGAUGGUUCUUCCUACCUCGGAGAUGUUCACGGGAGCGCUACAAUGAAACACGAGACGAACACAUGGGAUGUAAUUUUCUUAUUUCAAACGAUGAAGCAUUUCAAAACAUUCGCGCAAUCGAACUCAAACGAAAUGGCGUGCCGUCGACCCACGGUUACUCGAGCUUCAAAUUUUUACCAACGACCAACGACGAAAUUAUCAUCGCACUGUCGACGGAGGAACUGAACGGCAAAACAUCCACCUUCAUCAGUGCCUUCACGGUGGAGGGUGAGGAGUUGAUGCCAGAGACGCAAAUUCCCACGAACUACAAGUACGAAGGGUUCGAAUUCAUUUAAAAUGCCACUGUGGAAUGUAGUGCUUCAGGCGGGUCGGAGCCCAAGGACCAGGUCAAUGUAAAUAUGUAGCGGCGAAUUCCUCCUAAUAGCAGCUAGUUAGAUCAAUUUUGUCAAUAGCAAUUACAGUAUAGCGUACUACGUAGUACCUGGAAUGGCUUUACGUAGUACCGAAAAUGGAUGGAGUAUUAUGCAACAGGGAUGCCUAGGUAACUUUAAUUGUUUGUCAUGCGUAAAAUGAUACCAAAUGCAUAAACGGAGAGCAAAAGAGGGCAGUCACGAUGCAUUCGUGUAGGCUCGUUGAUAAAACAAAAACUAUUUAUCAAUCUGUUGUGAUAACAGUUUUUCUUUCCUGUACAGAGUUUUUUUUUAUUAAAUGCAAAACACACAUUCGCUACAGCAGUAAA
Messenger RNA from Anopheles coustani, 1802 nucleotides. Its product is annotated as apyrase. Gene Ontology annotation, molecular function: calcium ion binding; GDP phosphatase activity; UDP phosphatase activity. The record is from RefSeq and is a predicted model, not a curated record. The coding region runs from base 106 to 1398 and encodes 430 amino acids. The transcript is spliced from 2 exons. Gene Ontology annotation, biological process: proteoglycan biosynthetic process. Lineage: Eukaryota; Metazoa; Arthropoda; Insecta; Diptera; Culicidae.